This is a messenger RNA of Durio zibethinus, 1026 nucleotides long. RefSeq names its product protein DEHYDRATION-INDUCED 19 homolog 3-like. The record is from RefSeq and is a predicted model, not a curated record. Lineage: Eukaryota; Viridiplantae; Streptophyta; Magnoliopsida; Malvales; Malvaceae.
AAAAUUUCCCUUCUUCCACGCAAUUAAGAGGAACAACCACAAGCAGCUCUAUCCAUCUCUCUCGCUUUCAUCAAACCCCACAGACCUAAUUAAUUGGAGAAAGAGGUUGAUUUAGAAAUGGAUGCUGGUUCAUGGAGUGCUCGUCUUUCUUCAGCUUCUAAGAGAUAUCAAUCAGCUCUUCAAUCACGAUCUGAUAUGUUUAUGGGGUUUGAAGAAAUAGAUGGAGAAGAUGAUAUAAGAGAGGAAUUUCCAUGCCCUUUUUGUUCUGAGUAUUUCGAUAUCGUCGGCUUGUGCUGUCACAUUGAUGAUGAGCAUCCUGUGGAGGCUAAAAAUGGGGUAUGUCCGGUCUGUGCAACAAGGGUGGGAGUUGAUAUGGUUGCGCAUAUAACCCUACACCAUGGAAAUAUAUUCAAGAUGCAGCGCAAAAGGAAAUCACGUAAAGGUGGAUCUCAUUCAACACUUUCUCUUCUGAGGAGAGAGCUGCGAGAAGGAAACCUACAAUCCCUCUUUGGGGGUUCUUCUUGCAUAGUGUCUUCAUCCAAUUCAGCACCUGAUCCUUUGUUGUCUUCAUUUAUUUUGCCCAUGGUUGAUGAUUAUGUUAGUGUUCACCGUCACUUUUCUAGCGAAACAAGCACAACUAAGAAAAGUUCAGAUGUGAAUAAGUCAGAAAGAAAUGUCCAGUCAUCUCUCUUCAGUCAAGGAUCAGAAAGAGAAGGCAAAAAGAUGUGAGUUUGUCAAAGGGCUGCUGUUGUCCACGAUUCUUGAUGACAUUUGAUGAAGAGCAUUCUGCCUUCCUUUGGUCACUGCAAUUGUGGACCUUAAUCCCUCAUGGACAUUGGGUUCAUGGCGAAGAGCCCUACAACCUGUGGUUGUUACGCUGUUUGUAGUGAAUAUGUUGAUGUAUUAAGCAAAAUGUUGAAUACAGGUGUAGGAAUGACUGUAAUUUAGUUUUUAUGCCUGAUCAUGAUUUCCGCUUCACCUUUUAUUUCAGUUCAUGAUAAUAUCAAAAAGAAGAAAAAUGAUUUA